This is a messenger RNA of Planococcus citri (citrus mealybug), 2714 nucleotides long. RefSeq names its product putative alpha-1,3-mannosyl-glycoprotein 2-beta-N-acetylglucosaminyltransferase. The transcript has 8 exons. The record is from RefSeq and is a predicted model, not a curated record. The coding region runs from base 391 to 2361 and encodes 656 amino acids. Gene Ontology annotation, cellular component: Golgi apparatus. NCBI's taxonomy places the organism in Eukaryota, Metazoa, Arthropoda, Insecta, Hemiptera, Pseudococcidae. Gene Ontology annotation, molecular function: alpha-1,3-mannosylglycoprotein 2-beta-N-acetylglucosaminyltransferase activity; RNA binding. Gene Ontology annotation, biological process: protein N-linked glycosylation.
ACAUCUUGAAAAUGAAAACAUUGAUAAGAAGAAAACCAUCGUAGUAAUUUUUGUAAUUUUCGUUAAUGUUUGCUCGUUUAAAUAUUAUAGAAUAGAAUGUUGAAAAGUUUUUCAUUUGUGCAUUUUGUUUUAAAAUUAGUUUGAAUCGAUGAUUUAAUUACAUAUUCACGUGAAAGAUGAAUGACGUGUGAAAAAUGUUGAUGUGGAUUAUCAAUGCCAUAACUAGUUCGGAAGUACUUUCAAAGAAGAGCAGUUUUCGUUUAAUAAUUUUACGAGAUGUCGUGAUACAAAUUGUGAUAUGGUUUAAUCUCAAUUCUGGCACUGUCUUCCAAACUGAAGAGAAGUUGGAACAACGUAAUGCUGUGAUAGUAAGCAAAUGGAAAAGCGGUCAUGCGGCAGAAUCAAUGUAUCACUCUUUUCAUCGUAUCCUCGAUCAUAUGGGUUGGUUUGCUCAACUACUACGUGUUACGGUUGGGCAGUGCGAACGAAGAGACUAAAAAAAUAUUCCGUAAAUUAAACGAACUGGAAGCGCGCUUAGACGAGCAGAUAAACGAUAAAGUACUGCACGAAGAGUUGAAGCAAGCGGUCAGUGAACAAAUUAAUAAAACGUGGCACGAGCAGUUGACGUCGGAAAACAAAACCGAUCAGGAAUUGAAAAUACCCCACGAUAAAGACGCGGUCGCCGUGCUGGUGUUCUCGUGUAAUCGUAUAACGGUGGCCAGAUGUUUGGACCAAUUAAUCAAAUAUCGAAAAUCGAAAGAACGUUUUCCUAUUAUCGUGUCGCAGGACUGUAUACACGAGCAAACACACAACAUAAUCGAAUCGUAUAAAAGUCAAGUGUACCACAUACAGCAACCGGAUCAAAGCGAUAUUUUCAUGCCACCGAAGGAGAGGAAGUUCAAAGGGUACUUCAAAAUAGCCAGACAUUACAAGUGGGCUUUGAAUUUAACCUUUAAUCACUACCAAUUCAAUACGGUUAUCGUGAUUGAAGACGAUCUCGACAUAUCGCCCGACUUUUACGAAUAUUUCGCCGCCACUUUGCCCAUUCUACAGAACGAUAAAUCAUUGUGGUGCGUAUCGGCGUGGAACGAUAACGGUAAACUGAACUUGGUCGACAGGAACGCCAUUAAUUUACUCUACAGGACUGAUUUCUUCCCCGGAUUGGGCUGGAUGCUGACCAGAUCGCUGUGGCAAGAAUUGCUCAACAAAUGGCCGGUCAGUUAUUGGGACGAUUGGAUGAGAAGGCCGGAACAACGUCAGAACCGUAGCUGCAUCAGGCCGGAAAUAUCGAGGACCCGCACUUUCGGUAAAAUCGGCGUCAGUAAUGGUCAGCACAAGUCAAGUAGAUACCGAAAUGGGGAUAUAGAUCUAUGUCAACGUCGUAUGGUAGACAUAACUAGAGAUAAACCAAUUAAAGUUAUUAUCAGGGUUGUUGUGCCAGUUCGAGAUCAUCCAAAGUUUAAUUUUGUAGGAAAGUUAUUGGGACCAAAAGGUAAUUCAUUAAAAAGGCUGCAAGAAGAAACAAUGACUAAAAUGGCUAUUUUAGGCAGAGGUUCCAUGAGAGAUAGGCACAAGGUAUGGACUGAGGAAGAGUUACGGAAUUCCGGCGAUCCUCGUUUUUCUCAUUUGUUAGAUGAAUUGCAUGUAGAAAUAACAGCAUUUGCUCCACCAGCCGAAGCUCACGCCCGUAUCGCUUAUGCAUUAUCGGAAGUUCGUCGUUUUCUAGUACCGGAUUACAAUGAUGAAAUUAGGCAAGAACAAAUGUGGGAAAUGCAUAUUUUAAACAGAUCUUCCUCACCAAACAUGAGCAACAGUAGUAAUAAGAACACAGACAUUAGCUGCGGCAUAUUAGAAAAAAGUGCCGGUGAAUUAUUAUCAAAUGGUGUGAUGGCUUUUCCCGGAAUGCAAGGCAAUUCUGGGGUAUCAAAAAGUAGUAACAACAGCGUUAUCGUUCACAAUAACAAUUUAAGCAAUUACGGAACGUCAUCCAGUAACGGAAGUUUAACCCCUCCUGAGUUACCAAAUUCUGUUUCACCUACCCCUGUGCUGAUGUCACAUCCUGCUAUGAGAGGACUGAAAAAUAAAUCAGUUGGUUUAACAUCACCCCCGUUAUCAGGUAGUAAUAUGGCGAUAGGUCGGAAAAGACCGCUUUUAUCGGGCGUAGGUCCGGGAACUAGAUUAUUCAUGUCACCUACAAAACGAACUGUUCUAUCGAUAUUGGCUCGUGCAAAAGCUGCUCAGAACAAAGAAAUAAUCGCUGGAUAUACCCAUCAUCCGCAUAUUACCGCCGAAACAUUAGGUGUGCCGAAUUUUAGAAAAAAUGGCAUGUACAACAAUGCAACCAAUAUACUACUCAACUAAUUAUUCUAAAACAAAUGUCAAUGAAUUAUUUUAUUUAGGACCACUUUUACAUUAUUAAGGAAAGAGAACGUUAAAUUUUUUUGUAUUUUUUAUUAUUUCGAUGAAUAAUUAAUAAUGGCUCAAUGUGAAUUAAUACUUAAUUAAUACCUAUUUACCUCUAAACAUAACUGUACCUAAUACCUUAAUGGCUUUUCCUUUUCAUGUAUGUAUAUUACCUAUAUAUAUACUUCCUAUCUGAUCAUAUCUUAUUUGCACCACAUCGGCAUUUACUAAGUAUAUACUUUUUAUCUGUACAUUUUUGUUUGUUUGUUUUAUUACUUGUAAUUAUAUCGACUGUUUAUUGUUAUUGUGUU